Molecule: messenger RNA, 1165 nt
Organism: Cuscuta campestris
Lineage: Eukaryota; Viridiplantae; Streptophyta; Magnoliopsida; Solanales; Convolvulaceae
Source: the annotation of a GenBank genome assembly
AAAUUGAACCACAACAUGCUGAUCCAUCUUUGUUUAUUCAACAGCAACAACAGUUACUUCAAAUGUCUAGGCAGUCACCUCAAGCUGCUGCCAUGGCCCAGCUUUUGCAUCAACAAAGACUUAUGCAGUUCCAUCAACAGCACCAACAACAACAUCUCUUGAAGGGUGUGCCUCAACAAAGGAAUCCACUUCAGCCACAAUAUCAACCAUCGAAUAUAUCUUUUAGAUCUCAAGCAAAACCAUUUUAUGAGCCUGGGAUGUGUGCACGCAGAUUGACUAAUUAUAUGUAUCAGCAACAGCACAGACCUGAGGACAACAAUAUUGAAUUUUGGAGGAAAUAUGUAGCAGAGUAUUUUGCUCCCAAUGCUAAGAAAAAGUGGUGUGUCUCAAUGUAUGGAAGUGGCCGUCAGACAAAUGGGGUCUUUCCUCAGGAUGUCUGGCAUUGUGAAAUAUGCAACCGCAAGCCUGGGCGUGGGUUCGAGGCAACUGUAGAGGUCUUGCCUAGGCUUUUUAAGAUAAAGUAUGAAAGUGGCACAUUGGAGGAAUUACUUUAUGUUGAUAUGCCUUGCGAGUAUCAGAAUUCUUCUGGGCAGAUUGUCCUGGACUAUGCAAAAGCUAUUCAGGAGAGUGUGUUUGAACAACUUCGUGUUGUCCGUGAUGGUCAGCUUCGAGUAGUCUUCUCACCGGAUCUGAAGAUCGUCUCUUGGGAGUUCUGUGCACGCCGUCAUGAGGAGCUUAUACCUAGAAAAUUGUUGAUACCUCAGGUCAACCAACUUGGAGCUGCAGCUCAAAAAUACCAGACUGCCAACCAAAAUGCAUCAUCUACCAUAUCCGCUUCUGAGUUGCAAAAUAACUGCAAUCUCUUUGUUACCUCAGCUCGUCAAUUGGUGAAAGCCUUGGAAGUUCCAUUGGUAAAUGAUUUGGGAUAUACCAAGAGAUAUGUGCGAUGUCUUCAGAUAUCAGAAGUAGUGAAUAGCAUGAAAGAUUUGAUUGACUAUAGCAGAGAGACCAACAUGGGGCCUAUGGUGCACGACUGUGAAUUCCUUGACACUUUUGGUCCCUCCGACCACUUAUCCGUCAAAUUUUCUGUUCAACUGGUCGAUAUUCGGUGCCUCGGUGGAUAAGUGACUGAAGAGGACCGUGGCAAGAAAUAUAUAGUCGUGAG